This is a messenger RNA of Mercenaria mercenaria, 1440 nucleotides long. RefSeq names its product cubilin homolog. NCBI's taxonomy places the organism in Eukaryota, Metazoa, Mollusca, Bivalvia, Venerida, Veneridae. Bases 284 to 1180 code for a protein of 298 amino acids. The record is from RefSeq and is a predicted model, not a curated record. The transcript is spliced from 3 exons.
AAUUGACAUUAAGCUGGGAAUGACUGGUUGUCAAACACUUCAUGCAAAGUUAAUUUUAAUCCUAACUGUUCAAGGAAAUUCUGUUAGGAAUCUAUACUAUCGUGACAGAAUACAAUCAGAUGUGAAAGUACAUACUUAAUGGGCGGAAGGGAUGCUGGCUGUAUAUAAAGGUAAAACUCGACAUAUUGGUUAACAGAAAGAAGUGCAAGCUGAGCUGCUGGUAAAAGAUCGCUUGUAGUAUUGAGUAGAAGAGGAACUGUUUUAUUCUUACCACUGAGCGACAAUGUACCGCCCUCUUGUGUUAUCAGCCUUGUGCUUCAUUGGUUUGACAGCAGGUGUUAUUAAAGGUGACGUUGAUUGCAGUUCGAAAAUAAGACCAACUGAGACACGCCCUUGUCCCGCUGGACUAAGGGAUGAUGGAAUCAGUUGUUGGAAGGACUCGUACGGGCGUGGUGUAGGCCGGGUACCAGACAAAUCUCCUUGUGACGACGGACAACGUGAUGAUGGUACCAGCUGUUGGAUCGACUCUUACGGCAGAGGUGUUGGUCGCACAGCUGACAAAGCCCCUUGUCCGUCGGGACUCCGAGAUGAUGGAACAAGCUGUUGGAAUGACGCCCAUAUUUAUGGUAAGGGAUGUUGCUGUACUCUUUGGGGAUGUUGCGACAAAUGUCCAGUCGGAUACCAUGAUGACGGUUGUACGUGUAGAAAGACCAAUGUCGGUAUAGUCAGGACGCUGUUUCAGAGACUAAGUUGCAAUAGCACCGAAGACAAGUAUGGUUCUCGUUGUUACCCGAAAUGUGCCCCUGGAUACAGCCCUGUAGGGUGCUGUAUUUGUGAACCCGAUGGUGGUCCCGGAAUAGUUCAGACCCUAGCAAAACGACAAAGCUGUCAUGAAAAUGAGACUAUGCACGGUGGUCUUUGUUAUCCUAAAUGCAAGGGUGGUUACCGGUCUAUGGGAUGCUGCGUCUGUGAACCAGAAGAAGGACCGGGUAUCAAACUUACUCACCCUGCACGCCAACAUUGCACUGGAAAUGCUAUGAAGUUCAAUGGUGUAUGUGUAGACAUCGAGGAAUGCUCUGCAUCAGAUCUGGCGCGUGAGUUGCAGAAGAAAACGAAAAUGACGUCAUCACAAAUAGAACAAUUCAAAAAGAAGGUAGCUGCGGAAAAAGUGGGAAAAUAAUUGUACCAAUAUUUAUUGGAAAUGAAACCACAUACAUUCUUAAAGAAAUUAUAGCUUCAAAACAUUAAAUAGCAAUGUAUAAUAUACAUGUGCACAAUGUUAAAAUUAAUUGCAUUUGUAUGUAUUUGUUGGUUUAAUAAAACAAAUAUGCUGCUUGACAUGACUUUCAACUUUGGUCACCAAACUCAAGUUGUAGCCCAGCAACUGGUCUUUUUAAAGUGUAUAUAAAUGGAUUCACUAAAUAAAACGUAUAUAGACUA